UCUAGAAGUAGACUGAUAACAGAUAUCACGCUCAGUUCUUAGUAAACUUUCCAUACAUAGACGCAUCAGUUUUUAGGCUAUAAUUUAUAUUCAUGGUUUUCCCCCCGGUGUUUUCAUCAUUUUACUACUAUUAAGUGUUAACUGGAGUAACACUGCUUUUCAAAGAUGUGGUUAUUUUUAUCAAUGUGUGCACUGGUUAAAGCUUUCCAUGCAGAUUUCUCGGAAACAGGAUCUGGUGUCCAGGACGCAGAGGGGUUCAACACAUAUCUGAAUCUUUUCACACAAAGAGUGGAUUUACUUGAGCAGCUUUCAGGCUUAGUACCAACCAGCAGGAACGUCACCCUUUAUGAGGAUGACAAGGGAUGUCCAGUGCUGGACAUUGGCCUGUAUUCCACACUCACCAUGCCCUCCCAGGAAGCAUUUGGAUCAAGCUUUGCAGAUGAAUUUAGUCUUCUGAUUCAGCUGCGGAGCUCACAAGAAGAGGACCGGAGUGUGUUGACUUUGCUGAACUUCUAUAAUCACAUUUUACUCCAGAUCCGUAUAGGCCCUGACAGCAUCACCUUCAUCACCACACAGCAGCGUGACUAUGAGUUUUCAGUGUCAGGGCUGUCUGACUCGCAGUGGCACUGGAUCUCAGUUGGAGUUGCAUUUGAAUGGCUGUCUGUGUAUGUGGACUGUGUGCUGGUGGAGAAAGUUAGCUGGAUGUACCCGUACAUGGGCAUCACUACGGAUGGCUUACUGAUGAUUGGGGGAAUCCUGGAGGGCUUUGAGACACCCUUUGAGGGAGAGCUGAGACAGGUGACCUUCAUAAUGGGAGAAGCAAAUGCUGCCAAGGAUCAUUGUGCUCUUCAUCAGCAUAUGUGUGAACCUGUGAAAGAACGUGGCUUUCUUAAGACAGAAAGUAACACUGAGAGCCCGUUGUCGUCCUCAGCUGGCUCAACAACAGACAGACCUUUCUCAUCAGAUCCCUCUACUGGCAGAGAUGAGACUGCCAAUAUACAUUCAGUUCCAGGGCUCCGGCCUGAACCCAGAAAAUCACAUGGUUCGAACUCCAGUGUCUCUUCUAAGAAUGAAGAUCUUCGUAGUGAGUGGGACAUGGCGUCUAAUCCGAACAGAACUGCAAAGCAUUCGGUUCGUGGCUUUGUAGUGGUGGAUGAGUCUGACCUUCUCACGUCUCCCGCUGUCAGCACACAUAGCAGGUAUAAGGACACCAGUGACAAAAAGAUCCAGUCCACCACCUUCAAAUCAUCAGAGGAGAACUUAAACACUCAAAAACUGAAAGCAGAUUUGGGUGGAGGCCAUCUUGAGCGGCUCCCUUUGAAGCCCUCUGGGGACAUUUCUGACCUGGAUUCUAUUUUGAAUGUAAAGACAUCAGCUGGUCAGAAGGAUCUGGUCAGGCCUACAGUCCAUCCUGAGUUAAGCCAGCUGACUGAAGAAGGUUUCUUACUUCCUUCAAAGGGCUUCGAAGUAGAUAAAAAGCCUUUGGUCAGUGUUCACUCAAAAAAAGGAUAUGAAUUGCUUGUAGGCAAAGGACAAGCUGACUACAAGCACUCAAGCAAGAAAGGAGUUGCAUUUAAACAUGGUGAUAUUAUAUUAGGCAUGGAUGGAAGGAGAUUCCGGCUCCUCGGUGGACCUCCUGGGCCUGUUGGACCACCAGGGAGAACAGGGUGCGCAGGCAAAAGGGGCUAUAUUGGAUACAAGGGUGAUAAGGGUUCUCAAGGAGACGAAGGAGCUGAUGGGCCAAGAGGCAUACCAGGACCUCCAGGUCCACCAGGACUCCCAGUCCUCUACCUUUUGAGGAAUACAGAGGAGGAUUGGGCUGCAUUUAAAAGAACACAUUAUUACCAGUUGCUGGCAGCUGGAUGGCCCAGACAGACAGGACACCCUGGACCAAUGGGUGAAACAGGGAGACCUGGUUUACCUGGAUUGCCUGGAGACCCAGGUCAGACAGGACCACCAGGCCUAAGAGGCGAAAUGGGUGGCAUUGGACCAAAGGGUGUUCGAGGCAGAGCAGGGACUCAAGGAAGAGACGGAGAGAAAGGUCCAGAUGGGGUGACAGGAUCUCCAGGGGUUCCUGGCCUACAGGGUCCUCGUGGUUACAAAGGUGACACAGCGCCCCCCGGUGAGAAAGGAGAUGAGGGUUUUCCUGGUGCUCCUGGCCUCAGAGGAGACAAAGGACAGACUGGCCUGAAGGGCUCCAAAGGACAAAUUGGGUUUACUGGCUUUUCUGGUCCUCCAGGACCGGUUGGUUUACAAGGUGUUCAAGGGAUUCCUGGACCACCUGGUCCUAAGGGGGAUCCAGGACAUGAUGGAAAACGUGGUCCUCCAGGGACAGUGGGAGCACCAGGUGCUACAGGAUUGGUUGGUGCACAAGGUGUUAAUGGCUCAGAAGGGGACGCUGGCCCUGCUGGCCCUGUGGGGCGGAAAGGUCCUCAGGGGCCUAGAGGGAUCGAGGGAGACAGGGGUCCACCUGGUUAUCCAGGAUCACAGGGUCUUCAAGGUCAGGCUGGUCCACAGGGUCUCAAAGGUGACAGAGGGCCAGAGGGUCCAGCAGGUAACAGAGGGCUACAAGGCAUUGAAGGGCCCAUGGGUACAACUGGAGAUCCAGGUCUAAAAGGCUUUCCAGGUGUCACAGGUAGUAGGGGACCAGAUGGAGAGAAGGGUGACAGAGGACCCAAGGGGAAAAAAGGACUAAAAGGAGCAUCAGGGAUCAUGGGUCCACAGGGUGAAAGGGGCCAGUCAGGCCUUCCCGGUUUCCCUGGUGUCAAAGGUCAGCCAGGUGCUCCAGGUGUCCAGGGUAUAAAUGGUGAAGUAGGUCCUCAGGGAACACUUGGAAAAGAGGGUCAAAAGGGCAGCAGGGGUGAACCUGGUGAUAAUGGAAGAACGGGGCUCAGAGGAUCCAAAGGUCGAGCUGGCCAACAUGGUCCCCCUGGUGUACCUGGAAUAGUGGGUUUACGAGGUCCAGUUGGUGCUGAGGGACCAGAAGGAAAGCCUGGUACACAGGGAGUUUCUGGUUCUGUUGGAAGCCCAGGGGAUAAAGGACCUAAUGGCCUGAAGGGGAUGAUUGGAGAACCAGGAAAACAAGGCCCUCCGGGCUCACAGGGCUCACCUGGACGUCCAGGCCAAGAUGGCACUCUAGGUCCUCCUGGUGAGAAGGGCUUCACUGGAAAACCAGGCAUUGCAGGUGCUCAAGGGCCUGUAGGCAUGUAUGGUUAUCCAGGAGCCACAGGCAUUCGUGGACAGCCAGGUCACAUUGGAGAGAGGGGUGAACCUGGCAUCAGGGGUCCUCUGGGUCCACCGGGGCAAAGAGGUCCACCAGGUUUACGAGGCCCGGCUGGUGAGAGGGGCCCACGUGGACCACCGGGUCGUCAAGGGGAAGCAGGACCUGCUGGCUUGCGAGGACUGCCUGGGCCCUCAGGACUGCCAGGGAUUGAAGGAGUAGCUGGAAAGCCGGGCCCCCCAGGGAGCCAGGGGCCUCGGGGGCCACAGGGAAAACAAGGACCAAUUGGAUUGCCAGGUUCACCAGGAACAAGUGGAAUGGUUGGUCAAGCAGGAGAGAAAGGAGGGCAGGGAUUGCCAGGACCUUCAGGUGACCCUGGAUCCAUUGGAUUGGAUGGACCACAGGGCCAUCCUGGUCCAGUUGGUUUUGAGGGGCCAACAGGGCUAAAAGGAGAACAUGGAUCACCUGGACCCAUUGGGAAGCCUGGUCCAAAUGGCCAUCAGGGAGAACAGGGACCUCAGGGUUCUCAGGGAAUGCAGGGCGCACCAGGACCACGUGGCAAAGAGGGAGGUAUUGGACCUCCAGGUGAUAUUGGUGAUCCUGGGCCUAAAGGACAAAAGGGUGACCCUGGACAUCGAGGAUUCUCUGGACAACAAGGCCCAUCUGGAUUUCUGGGGGACAGAGGAGCGAGAGGACUGAAGGGGAAUAAAGGCUACAUUGGACCACAAGGUCAGAAUGGAUUGAUGGGAAAGCCUGGUCCAUCAGGUUUGAUGGGUCUAGAGGGUUUGAUAGGCCUUCGGGGACCACCAGGAGCAAAUGGUUUACUAGGCCCAAAGGGGGAAACUGGAUCACCUGGGGCACCUGGCCAUCCAGGAGAUCAAGGCAAUCGGGGAAUAGCUGGGCAGAGAGGCUUACAAGGGGUUAUGGGGAAGGCAGGACCUCAGGGAGCCGUGGGUCCCAGAGGCCCUGAGGGCUUAUUGGGUCCAAAGGGUAUGCCGGGACAAGAGGGACCUAAAGGUGAACCAGGAAGACAAGGACCUCCAGGACAAAUGGGACCACCGGGACUUCCUGGUAACAAAGGACCCUCUGCAUUACUAGGAAAUGAGGGACUUCCAGGGGAAAUGGGAGGUGAUGGCCCUGUUGGCCCACCAGGGCCACAAGGUCCAACUGGCAAAUCUGGGCCUCAGGGAAGGGAUGGACCGAAAGGUCAUAAGGGAAAUGAUGGUCUGGAUGGACCUCCUGGAAAACCAGGGCAUGCUGGGAAGAGAGGGAAAAAGGGAAAAGCUGGUCAGAGGGGUCUCAGAGGAUCUAGAGGGGAGAAGGGCCAACAGGGAGCAAUGGGAAAUAUUGGACCUCCUGGCAGACCAGGACAAAAUGGUUUACCAGGUAUUCGAGGCGAGAAAGGAGAGAGCGGUGAAAAGGGCUUUGAGGGAAAGAAAGGGGAACUUGGGCCACUUGGUCCUCCAGGGGGAGAUGGACUGAAGGGGGAGCAGGGCCUAACCGGGGAAAAGGGGAGACAGGGGCUGAAGGGAGAGCAGGGGGAUAUUGGCCCAACCGGUCAAAGAGGGACCCCAGGUUUACCAGGGAUGCCAGGCCUGUUUGGAGAAAAGGGUUUAAAAGGAUAUCCAGGACUUACUGGUCCAAAAGGAAAGAGUGGACCUCCUGGUCCACCAGGUCUUUCAGGUCCACCGGGCUUAUCUCUGAACCUAACACUGACUCAGCUAAAAGACCUCAUGUAUCUCUCUGACAAGUCCAACUAUCCACUUAUUAAGACCCUGCUGGACUCCCUUCAGCAAGACCUGCGAUUCUUCAUAGAUCCUCCAGAUGGCACUAAGGAGCAUCCAGCCACCACCUGCUUAGAGUUGAUGCUCAGUCACCCCAACUUUACCAGUGGAAUGUAUUAUAUCGACCCAAAUCAGGGCAGUCCUGCUGAUGCUUUGCUGGUAUAUUGUAACUUCGGUGCAGGUGGACAAACAUGUUUGCCACCCCUGCAGCCAAAGAUCCCCAUGAAAUCUUGGCUCAAAGACACCAUGCCAGACUCAUUUACAUGGCUGAGCACUAUAGAUGGUGGCUUUCAGUUCGAUUACAUGGAAACUGGCGUGGUACAAAUGAGAUUCCUACGACUCAACAGCAAGUUUGUGAAGCAGAACAUCACUUUUUCAUGCCAGCCAAACAGCCACCAGGGCUCCAAUGAAAGAGACAUUAAGUUCCUUGCAGAUUCAAGAAGACAGAGCUUUUUGGGAACAUUACUGGAUUGUGAACCUGUAGGGUCACCGGAUACAGGUCCUCGAGAGUCUGUGUUCCAGUUUGAGACUGAAGACCUGGAGCUUUUACCAGUCAGAGAUCUGGCUUUAUUUGACCACAGUGACACAACAGAACCAUUUGAGUUUACUGUAGGACAAGUCUGCUUCAGCUAAAACACACAAACACAUUUGAGGACUUGCUGAGCUGUUGUGCAGAGCCCUUACUGAUAGCUCUCUGCUGAGACAAGAAUCAGAGCCAAGAACGAUCAGGACUUUACUCUACUGUUCUCCAUCUGCUGUGGGAAUGGAGGUUCCUAAUGAAGUUUUCACCUUGAGUUUACAGUGUACCUUCCGUACAAUAAACUGAUUUGUUGUCUAGUGGCAACAGCAAUCUCAUGAGGGGAUGUAAUAUAUUGUUUACAAUGCUUGUUUUCUGUUAAAUAACUGAUUAUUUAUGUAAUGUCAGGAUGUUACUCGUCAUAUUUUAAGAGCAGUACACUUCCACAAACCAUGAUUUCCUCAAAAAAGCCCUUUAAUUCAGGUUUUGUUGCACCUUAUUACAAAGAGCACUGUGAUAUACACUACAUGGCCAAAAGUGUCUGAACAUUUUAACACCAAGGUGUGCAUGAUGAACGUUUAAUAUUAAAACCUUUCGCAUUAAUAGGUAGUUUAUCCACUCUAUACUGCUGUACCAGCUUCUGUUCUUCUUGGAAGGCUUUUAAACAUAUGCAGAGAUUUGCUGUCACGUUUGGCCAUGUGAUGUAUGUGGCACUCAAAUCUGAUACUAUUUAAACAAUGUUCCUCGAACAUACAAUAUACUGGGCACUGCUUGUGAAGACUAAUAACAUGAAUUAAUUAGUAUAAGAAUAUUUUGGUCAGACAGUUGCUGUUGGACCAUUGUUUAUGGUGGAUCUAAUGGAAUUCACUAUACAUUAAUUAACACACUAUGAUUAUUGUUUCUGAAUAAUACAUUGUUUUUCUUGUGUGCAAAUAGCAAAAAGAGUCCCGUUAAAAAGUAAUGACAAUUUAACUCAUUGUAAAAGUAGCUCAUUGCAAUCUGUUUUUAUAACAAACUGAUUUUAUUCAAAAGAGUGUGUUUUAUUGUUGGGUAUGUUAUGGUUGCCUUAGUAAAAACCAAAAGAAGUCCUCAAGGGUUUGUGUUCUUUCAGGUUACUGUAUGCACUUAAAAUGCCUUCAGCAUGAAUUAUAAUAACAGCAAGGAAUUUUUUGUGUGUUUUUUAAAGUUGGGAAGUGCACGUUAAUAUUUUUAGGAAUCAGGACACUGUUAAUGGUAAAACCUAAGUAUUGUAAAUGUUACUUUGCCAAGGAAACCCCCAGAUAAAAACAUAAAAAAACGUAUAAAUAUCUAAAUGGCUUAAUAUAAAAAUAUGAAAUAAUUAUAUUCAUCACCGUUCAA
Molecule: messenger RNA, 6880 nt
Organism: Carassius carassius (crucian carp)
Lineage: Eukaryota; Metazoa; Chordata; Actinopteri; Cypriniformes; Cyprinidae
Product: collagen alpha-1(I) chain
Exons: 68
Coding region: 166-5637 (1823 amino acids)
Molecular function (GO): extracellular matrix structural constituent
Source: RefSeq, a predicted model, not a curated record